Messenger RNA from Haemonchus placei, 264 nucleotides. NCBI's taxonomy places the organism in Eukaryota, Metazoa, Nematoda, Chromadorea, Rhabditida, Trichostrongylidae. The record is from the annotation of a GenBank genome assembly.
UUAGCCAAAAAGUUCUCACUUCAGAAACAUAUUUUUCUAAAAAAUACCUUUUAUUUGAUUCAGUCCCCUCCUGCCGAAGCAAAAGCCGCUGUAAAAACUGCCAUCGAGACCGGGUAUCGUCUGAUCGACACCGCUGCUUGCUACGAAAAUGAAGAGGCUGUUGGAGAAGCUUUGAAGGAGUUGAUUCAAGCUGGAAAAAUCAAACGCGAUGAGAUUUUCAUUACCACCAAGGUAACUUUUUUAUUGAUCAUUACUUCUAUAUGA